AUGGCAGGCCAUGUUGCUCUAAUGAAGAAUGAUGGAGACCCGAAGACAGUUUUGGAAGAAAGUCUGUACGUCUUGGGAAUAAGGAAUAAGGAGGCAGUGGUAGCGAACCGACUGCCGGUGGAUGUUGCGAGAGACCUUAACUUACCACUGAGAUGUAGUGCCGGAAGAAGAAUAAGUAAAAAGGAAAGCCUGACUGCAAGAGGGGCGGCCGAGAUGUGGUACUCCAGCUUCGACGAGUACCAAAGGCUGACAGAGCCGACGUUCGAUAACAACACAGUUGUCAACAACACUGUGCAGCUCGGAGGGACAGCUUUCCUCCACUGCAGAGUCAGGAACCUCGGCGAGAGAACGGUUAUUUAUUUUCACUUCAAAACAACGUUUAAAAUGACUGAGACUCCAUUCAUAACUCUUGACGAAAAUCCAUAA
Nezara viridula (southern green stink bug) is the source of this 426-nucleotide messenger RNA. The record is from the annotation of a GenBank genome assembly. NCBI's taxonomy places the organism in Eukaryota, Metazoa, Arthropoda, Insecta, Hemiptera, Pentatomidae.